Peronospora belbahrii is the source of this 549-nucleotide messenger RNA. The record is from the annotation of a GenBank genome assembly. NCBI's taxonomy places the organism in Eukaryota, Oomycota, Peronosporomycetes, Peronosporales, Peronosporaceae.
AUGCAGCUCCGUACACAGUAUCUGCUAUUGCUUUUCGUUUUCGGCGUGAUCGCCAAGGGUGUGGUGAAGUCUGCCUUCGGGUCAAACCUGUCGAUCCUACUGCUAGUGUGUGUGGGCAUCUACUACUGGUGCACCAAGCGGAAUGAGAAGUGUGUGUAUGAUGAAAUUGCUGUCCAGCAGGCUGAGGCUGCCGCUAAGAUUUAUGCACUGCACGGUAUCGGUGACGGAAAAGUGACGGAGUUCAGCUUGGCAAUGCGCAGAACGUCUUUUAAGCUCAACGAGUCCGACACGGGUAUCAUUACAGACCGAAUCCGCCAGUACUCUCGCAAACUGGGUGGAUGUCGGAAAGACCGCCAAAAGUUCCUGCGGAAGAACUCGAAGACAAAGAGCGUGGAGAUUGACAUUAACGAUCCGGAUAGGAUAGAAGAAGAGAGAGCUGCGAAAGCUGUGUCGCUUACUGAAUUGUUAAAGCCUGAGACCAGCAAGAAUGGCAAAGGCAAGACAAUGAUUGAGUCAAUCGUGGAGGAGGCUGUAGAUGCCACAUUGUAA